Molecule: messenger RNA, 1022 nt
Organism: Pseudopodoces humilis (Tibetan ground-tit)
Lineage: Eukaryota; Metazoa; Chordata; Aves; Passeriformes; Paridae
Gene: AIRIM
Product: AFG2 interacting ribosome maturation factor
Cellular component (GO): cytoplasm; nucleus
Source: RefSeq, a predicted model, not a curated record
GAUGGCGGCGGCGGUGGCCGCACUGCGGGCCUGGGUGGAGGAGGCGGCGCGGGCGGAGGAGACGGCGCGGGCGGCUCUGACAGCCUCGACCCCGCUACUGGGCGCGCUGGCCGCGCUGGCGGCGCAGAUGCGGGCGGCGCGGCGGCUGCCGUGGGACGCGACGCCGCUCGGCGCCUUCCCGGAGCUGCGGGCGCGGCUGUGGCAGAAGCAGCGCGGCGCGGCCGAGGCGCUGCUGGAGCAGCUUGGCGGGCGGCGGGAGGAGCUCCGGGCCGUGCGGGACGCCGUGGGGGCCGCCGGCACCGCCGUGCUGCGGCUGUACGAGGAGCGGGGCCCGACCGAACUGGGGCUGCCGGGGGUUCUGCGGCGUGGUCCGCGCUGCCCCUCGCUGGCCGACGUGUUGGAGGGGCUGCAGAACGUGGAACGCUACUACCGGCACCUGUAUUUGGAGAGCAAACUGCUCCUGCAGCGCCUCAGCUUGGACAGCCUGGCAGACGUGGAAGCCCUCCCGCAGUCCUGGGAGAGGAUUUUGGAGCGCUACAAAGAAGAUGACGUGGUUCAAGACACGUGCCUGAAGGUCUCGCUGUUUGUGGAGAACCAUUGCGAGGUGGGCUGCUCACCUGGCUCCUGACAGGGACUCCUGCUUCUGGCGUGUUCUGCGAUGCUGCAAGGGGCAUGGAGGAAUUGAGGGAGCUCUCCUGGUGCUUUUUGGAAGCUGAACAAUUUGAGUCUUGGCCUCAACAUAAAAUACUUGAACUGUGCCGUUUUCAAGUGGAAAUGGCCUUGGUCUCUGAAGAAGAACCUGAGCUGAAAAAGCCAUGAGGAUAGAAGGGAGUCAUCUCCAGCUGUGGAACUUACAGUUUCUUUCUCCUGACAUAGAUGCUUUGUAUCAUGGAAAAAAUGUUGAUACUUACACGAGGUGUUGCAGAUGUGUGAGUGUAACAGUCCUUCAGGCUGGUGCUAUGAAAGAUAUAUGGGCUCUGUCCUUAGAAAUAAAGAAAAUAUGUCAGAUUAGGGUUUAGAAA